Molecule: messenger RNA, 1334 nt
Organism: Conger conger (European conger)
Lineage: Eukaryota; Metazoa; Chordata; Actinopteri; Anguilliformes; Congridae
Gene: eif2s1a
Product: eukaryotic translation initiation factor 2, subunit 1 alpha a
Exons: 8
Coding region: 212-1159 (315 amino acids)
Cellular component (GO): eukaryotic translation initiation factor 2B complex; multi-eIF complex; eukaryotic translation initiation factor 2 complex
Molecular function (GO): translation initiation factor activity; ribosome binding; RNA binding
Source: RefSeq, a predicted model, not a curated record
CUGUUCCGGGUCAGAUUUACCUCGGCGGCCGUGCAUGCUGAUGAAAUUGACUGCUGAGAAACUCGGGCCUUUUUCAUGUGCGAGUGAAACAACCGAAGGGAGUUAUUUCGUUUCCUGUUUUUAAACGCAAGAACAAAAUCAUUCGAAGGCGUAUAUUUCUGAAUUUUGAAAAUCGGAUAUAGAUCUACGUAUUACAAUCUAGAGAUAAAGGAUGCCGGGACUCAGUUGUAGAUUCUACCAGCACAAAUUCCCUGAGGUGGAGGAUGUGGUGAUGGUGAACGUGCGAUCCAUAGCGGAGAUGGGCGCCUACGUAAGCCUCCUCGAAUACAAUAAUAUCGAAGGCAUGAUCCUUUUGAGCGAAUUGUCACGUCGACGUAUCCGCUCCAUCAACAAACUCAUCCGAAUCGGGCGCAAUGAGUGCGUAGUGGUCAUCAGAGUUGACAAGGAGAAGGGGUACAUUGAUUUAUCAAAGAGGAGAGUUUCACCUGAAGAGGCCAUUAAGUGCGAAGACAAAUUCACCAAAUCCAAAACCGUUUACAGUAUCCUCCGACAUGUGGCAGAGGUUCUGGAGUACAGCAAGGACGAGCAGCUGGAGAGCCUGUUCCAGCGCACUGCCUGGGUGUUUGAUGAGAAGUACAAGCGGCCUGGAUAUGGAGCCUAUGACGUCUUCAAGCAGGCCGUGUCGGAUCCAUCCAUCCUGGAUGGGCUGGACCUUACAGAGGAGGAGAGGAAUGUCCUCAUUGACAACAUUAACAGACGGCUCACCCCACAGGCAGUGAAAAUCCGAGCAGACAUCGAGGUGGCUUGUUACGGCUAUGAGGGCAUCGAUGCUGUCAAGGAAGCCUUGCGAGCAGGGCUCGGCUGUUCCACUGAGGCCAUGCCCAUCAAGAUAAACCUAAUCGCGCCACCACGCUACGUAAUGACCACCACCACCCUGGAGCGUACAGAGGGCCUCUCUGUGCUCAACCAAGCCAUGGCUGCCAUCAAGGAAAAGAUUGAGGAGAAGAGGGGCGUUUUCAACAUUCAGAUGGAGCCUAAGGUGGUGACGGACACAGACGAGACGGAGCUGGCUCGGCAGCUGGAGCGACUGGAGCGCGAGAACGCCGAGGUGGACGGGGACGACGACGCAGAGGAGAUGGAGGCUAAGACCGAGGACUAGCAACCUGCAAAACAAAAUGGCCGACGGAGGGGAGGAGGAGGGAGCGAUUGGACAAGACCUGGCCACACCCAAGCAUUCGGACAGAUACAAAAUGUUCAGCUUCACCGUAACAUGCAAUGCAACUCUGACUGAACUUCGGAAAAGAAAAAUAUGUUAUGAACUAGCACAGGAGAGU